Molecule: messenger RNA, 4540 nt
Organism: Salmo salar (Atlantic salmon)
Lineage: Eukaryota; Metazoa; Chordata; Actinopteri; Salmoniformes; Salmonidae
Product: amyloid-beta A4 precursor protein-binding family A member 1
Biological process (GO): chemical synaptic transmission
Cellular component (GO): cytoplasm; dendritic spine; plasma membrane
Molecular function (GO): protein binding; amyloid-beta binding
Source: RefSeq, a predicted model, not a curated record
UGAGUGCGCUCUAGGGAAUAUUUUCCUAAUAGAUAUUGUAGACUAGUCUACAUACAUAGGCUAUUCUGAUAAAAUGCGGUGAGCGAGGGUCCUGGAAUAGUUUGUUUUGUGUGCUUGACACCGGUGUUUCUUAGCCCUAGGGCGUGCAUUGUGGGCAAAGGAAGAGUUUGAGGGCUCUAAUAUCUCACUGCGCGUGGGAAAAAGUGGUGCAGACCAAAGCAGUGUAGCCUACGUGGAACACGAUCGUUGCAGCGCCAUCAUGUUGAAACACAGCAGUGUAAAGUCGCGUUGUGCAUCGGUAAUCCGCUCAAAUGUCACGAUGCAGCAGGAGUUGACCGAUCGGGCCUAAUCCAUGCAAAUUGUUUGACCGUAUCGAGCAGAGGGACCAGUAGGAUAAAGAUGGUGAAGCGGAAUGUUACGCGAUCGACCAGUUCCUAGUCAUGAACAGAGCAGACGUCAUUGAGGUUCUUGAGAGAGCAGCCAAGGAAGGGAAGAAGUCCAUUUGAGCAGCAGCAAGGGAUGAAAAACAUCUACUGAAUGACACUGAAGAGGCAGUGCUGUGAGUGGUGUCUCCUAGGAGACGGAAGGACCAUGUUCUAAAGGUAAACAGACCACAGCAGAGGGAUGAGCUACAAGCAGCAGGGGGAGGGGCUAGGUGAUGCUGUCUUGGAGGAGCAUAAGGCUUCACCUGCUUCCAGAAACCGGCAGCCCAAUGGCACAGCAAGAGAAGGGGGGGGAGAAGGAGAAGGGGUCCCUGUCCGGAGAAGUUGGAGACCCUGCCAAAUGAUCGGUCAGGAUGGGCAGGGUCAUCACCACCACCAUCAUCCUCCUAUUCCGCACCAAGGCUCGGGCCGCGGCCCUGCACGGCACCGUAGGCGAACUCCCUCAGGGCAGGGCCCAUCCAGACAGUGGGAGGGAGCAGACAUGGAUCCUCCUCGCCACACCCAGCCGCCCCGCCCUGGCGUGGCCCACUACCGCCGCCAGGGAGAGCCCAGGGUCAGAGUUCACAGACAGAGACCGCCGACGAGAGACGGCCAAGACACCCACGCCCCGCCGUUUCAACAGCAACGGUCAUCUGGCACUCCCCUGACGGAACAGAGGGACAUGACUGGUCCCGCAACAAUGAAGCAGCAGCACCCCCCACACUCCUGUCCACCCCACCACACACAGAACAGUGGAGCACCUGACCUUACUGCUGGUACCUCUCCUACCCCCACACACCACAUACCAUGUCCUACUGCCCCUGAUCCCCCUUCCCAAGACCUGCAUCCACCCCUUCCCAACAUAGAGUCUCCCCAACCUGAGGAGGAAGAGGUGGAUGGGUACAGCUCAUCCAUAACGCAGUCUGUUAGUACUCAAAGUGGAUUUGACAACCAGACAGACCUAGAGAACCAGAGGGAGGGGGGCCGUGGAGAGGGGGAGCUAAAAGAGACAGGUCUGGGAGAAGAAGACAGAAACGAGAGGGGUCUGGUAGAGGACGACCAGGAAGAUGGAACUAAUGAGUACUGUUCUGACACUGAGAGUGCUGCCUCGCUAAGCAUGGAGGCUCCGCCCAAGAGUUCACCUCCUCACCAAUCACCAUUCUUGCCCCCUCCACUUCAGUCUGAGAACUCGGACCAAUGUAGUGACGAGUUUAGCCCAAGCCCCACCUAUGAAAAUGACAUAAUGCCUGAUGAGAGCUGCACUGAUUCCCCACUGUCCCACCCCAAAUCCUUCACCUUCAGAGACUCGUAUCCUAAGACCUAUGCAGAAUUUUAUAAUGAGUCCUACCCACAGUCAGAAUCUAUCACAGAGUCCUACACAGAGCCCUACGCAAAAUCCUACCCUCAGUCUUUCCCUGAACCCUUGAAAUGGAUUAAUUAUCCAGACGGGAGAUCUGAGGCUGACCCUGAUGAGCCAUAUUCAGAACCUCACCCAGGGCCCUACAGCCGUAGACAGAGGGAGCAUUUUUAUAAGGGAGCUACAGACACUGAGCCCCAACCCCGUGACUCCUGGCCAGGUAGGGAUGUGGGGUUACCACAGACCAGCCCCCAUUGGCAGGGACGCUCAGUCGGCUUAAGACUACACCACUACGAUGACACUACGUCUGACGGGGAGAGCGACAGCCUCAAAGAAAGCCCCAGAUCCCAAAGCCUGGGGCCACCUCCCUGGAACGUGCAAGGUGAAGCCCAGUCAGAGCGUCCCAGCUCUGGGCAGCCUGGUUCAGGUGAGUUCCAGGAUGAGCAGGCCGGGAUGGAGCUCCGACCUCCUGUGGAAGGCCUUUCAGAGGACAGUGUCACAGGCUCAGGGGAUGCUAUCUCUCUGGCCAUCAGGGACAUCCGAGAGGCCAUAGAGGAGGUGAAGACUAAGACGGUGCGCUCGCCCUACACUCCUGACCAGCCCAUAGAGCCUGUGUGGGUGAUGAGACCGGAGGUCAGUCCUAAUGAGGACGAGUCCUCCCCAGAGCAGCCACCGGGAGGCGACCCUGUCUCUCAGUCUCCUUCACACUAUAACCCAGUUCCAGCCCCAGUCUGUGUUCCAGUACCAGCUCCAGCCCCAUCCCGAGUUCCAUCCCGAGUUCUGGUGCCAGUCCCAGAGCAUGUCUGUCCUGUGAGGGCAGAGUCCUCCAGAACACACCAGGUUCAGCAGAGGGAGCAUAGAGAACAGAGGGAACCGCCUAGGCCACCAUCCAUUGAGGAGAUCCAGAGGCAUAUGCCGUCCUUCCCUACAUACGUGGAAGUCCCAGGGCCAUGUGACCCAGAGGACCUGAUCGAUGGCAUCAUUUUUGCGGCCAGCUACCUGGGCUCCACCCACCUGCUGUCAGAGAGGACUCCCACUAAGAGUGCCCGCAUGCAGCAGGCCCAGGAGGCUAUGAGUCGUGUCAGGACCACACAAAAGCAAUCUAAUAACAGAAAGAAGACUGGGGGUGAGAUUCCUUCUUCCACUGAAGUGGAUCUCUUCAUGUCUACUCAGAGGAUCAAAGUGCUGAAUGCAGACACUCAGGCGUCCAUGAUGGACCUGCCACUGAGGACCAUCUCCUACAUUGCUGACAUAGGCAACAUGGUGGUGCUGAUGGCCAGGGGGAAGAUGGUACGCUCCAGGAGCGCUCAGGAACAUCUGAACCAUACAACUGACCACUCUGACCACACCAACAGCCCAGCCCGCGACGACCUCCCCCAGUACAGGAUGGUCUGCCACGUGUUUGAGUCGGAGGAUGCCCAGCUCAUAGCCCAGUCUAUUGGCCAGGCCUUCAGUGUGGCAUACCAGGAGUUCCUGCGGGCCAGUGGCAUCGACCCAGAGGACCUGAGUCAGAGGGAGUACAGCGACCUGCUCAACACUCAGGACAUGUACAACGAUGACCUCAUCCACUUUUCCAAGUCAGAGAACUGCAGAGAUGUUUACAUAGAGAAGCAGAAGGGAGAGAUGCUGGGCGUGGUCAUAGUGGAGUCAGGCUGGGGCUCUAUUCUGCCCACCGUCAUCAUCGCUAGCAUGAUGCAUUCUGGGCCUGCGGAGAAGUCUGGUCGACUCAACAUUGGUGACCAGAUCAUGACCAUCAAUGGAACCAGUCUGGUUGGACUGCCCCUCUCCACCUGCCAGAGUAUCAUCAAGGGUCUGAAGGCCCAGUCCAAGAUUAAGUUGAACAUCGUCAGGUGUCCCCCCGUCACUAUGGUGCUGAUCCGCAGACCAGACCUCCGAUACCAGCUGGGCUUCAGCGUACAGAAUGGCAUUAUCUGCAGCCUGAUGAGGGGGGGCAUUGCUGAGAGAGGGGGGGUCCGCGUCGGUCAUCGCAUCAUUGAUAUCAACAGCCAGAGUGUGGUGGCUACGCCUCAUGAGAAGAUUGUUCACGUCCUGUCUAAUGCAGUGGGAGAGAUCCACAUGAAGACGAUGCCUGCAGCCAUGUAUCGUCUACUAACUGCCCAGGAACAGCCUGUCUACAUCUGAGACUUGCUCUCGCUCCCUCCCUGGACAUAACUCCAUUCCAGUUCACAUCACUGUUUGCUUAAAGUCAAAGUAUUUUCAUGCAUCUCUGCACUGACUUGCCUUAAUCUGAACCUGUUAAACAUGAAUGACAGGUGCAUCUCUGAAGUAAAACGGCACAGAGUAAUUUACCAGGCAGAUUGAUGUUUGAUCAGUAACCAAAGAUAACUGAAUUUAAAUAUGCGUAUUGAGGAAAAACAUAGGAUCCUGAAAGACCAAAGGUAUUCCUUGCUCUAUGAAUGUACUAUAAACUGUCUCCAUGGGGGCGUGGUAACCCACAUGUGAGCUUUUCAUUGGACCAAAACCUGGUUGAAUGAACUCCCAGAAACCAUCCUGCCUGAGGCUGCAUUAGAAACACAACAACAUAGUCACCACUAUUUAUAGAAUGAACUAAGACAUGACACAAAUGAAAGUUUAAAAUAGAUUUAUUUGAGAAAGUUAACUAGACGAUAUCAGCCGCAUGAGGACCAUGAAUCAAAUAGUAAAUGCAUAGACGGGUGACACCCUGGUAAAACAAGAAUGUCCCCUCUUCAGCGCAUCUAUACUGUAUAUGCCAUAUAAAUGUGUUUUUUCCAUCACCUCA